UCUUCGACGAAGUGCCUGCCGGGAAGAUUCUUGGUGGAUGAUGACGUCACUGUUUGUGUGCUCGCUUUGGGGAAGAUGGCGGAGGCUGCGGCUGUUCCCCCGCAUCGCUUUUUCUGUCACUGUUGUAAGGGAGAAGUAAACCCGAAACUCCCGGAGUAUAUCUGUCCUCGCUGUGACUCAGGCUUCAUCGAAGAAGUGACAGAGGACUCCAGCAGCCUCUUAGAGAGCGGCACCAACGGACUAGAUGACACGACCACUCAGUUUGCAGAGCUUUGGCACCUGCUCUUAAUGGAGCGGCCAUUUUCAGUCGACGGCGACAACCCCGAUUCGGAACCUCGGCUCCCCGGAGGGCGCUUGGGCGGGCUCAGCAACUUUGGGGGGUUUGGAAGCGGACCCAUUGGGGGCUCGGUCCCCGCUGGCUUCGGGGGGUCCAUGGGGAGUCCGUUUGGGAUCGGCGACCACUGGGGUCCGGCGCGACCCCCACGCCUACACACCCAGAGGAGAUACAGGUCCAGAGUCAGCAGCAGGCCCGACCGCUCGCCCGCUGUCGAAGGGAUUGUACAACAGUUCCUCGCCGGCCUCUUCGCUAACUCUGGUGUCUCCGGCUCGCCGCCGCUGUCAUGGACAGGGAUGCUGCAUUCUAAUCCAGGGGACUACGCCUGGGGACAGGGGGGCCUGGAUGCUGUCAUAACACAAUUACUAGGUCAACUGGAGAACACGGGGCCUCCCCCAGCAGAGAAAGAGAGGAUCUCUUCUCUCCCCUUUGUAAAUAUUACUCAGGAACAAGCAGACUGUUGUAUGGAAUGUCCAGUGUGCAAAGAGGACUUUGAGGUGGGCGAGGCCGUCCGACAGCUCCCCUGUAACCACUUCUUCCAUUCGGCCUGUAUAGUACCAUGGUUGGAGAUGCACGACACGUGUCCAGUUUGUCGGAAGAGUUUGAACGGCGAAGACAGCAGCAGCCAGCCCCCGUCAGAGCCCCACUCCCUUUCCAUGGACCCCCGCACACAGGAGAGGUGGUCCUUCUGAAGACAAACAAGCAAAAAAAAAAAACUACACGAGAAGAGUCUUCUCGCUCCCCCAUGUCAAUCACUUUUUUUGUAAUUUUCUGUCUUCUCAUGAACCAAUGUCCACCCACUGACACCCCCCCCCACACACACACACACACACAAACACACAUCCUAAAGGAGUCAUAUCAGGAAUUCCCUGACAUGCUUCAAUCCAAAUAACAGGACAGUUUUGGCUGGUGUGUUGUGUCUAAUGCAAACGAGUCACUUCUCACACAACUAGCCAUUUGCAAUUUGCAAGUCAAGUUCCAAAACAUGUCUCCUUUCCGCUCCAGUUGAGGCCCCUCCAUGUUUGCCCCCUUGAAACACUAUGUUGGCUAAAUGUCAACUUUUCUAUUUCCAAGUCGCCACCUUGCUGUAAACCUGUUCAUGAACUCUAUUUAUUGUUAGGAUGCUCAAUAGGGGUAUUUCUUUGGCUUAAUGUUUUAAGCAUCCCCUAAAAAGGGGAAUUACAUCUUAAAACCAUUGCACCAAUUAAGUUAAUUAAGUCAUCAUUGCUGGCCCCACUUUUUUAAAUUCUACCUAUUCCUGCUGGUGUACAUAUUAUAAUUUCUCAUCUUUCAUUAGUACUCAUUGUAUGAUCACAUUUUUACAAUUUUUCUUUAUGUAAAUAAUCUUAGUCCGGAAACCAAAAAAAAAGGUCUGCAAAGAAAAACAUUGAGAAUGGAGAUGCAAAUGUGAAUGACAUGAUUAACAAACUGUAUUAUACAAUUGAAAUAAAAAUGUCUAUGAUGUAUUAAUAAAGUGACAAAACUGG
Syngnathoides biaculeatus (alligator pipefish) is the source of this 1821-nucleotide messenger RNA. RefSeq names its product ring finger protein 115a (gene rnf115a). Gene Ontology annotation, biological process: ubiquitin-dependent protein catabolic process; protein ubiquitination; positive regulation of DNA-templated transcription. The record is from RefSeq and is a predicted model, not a curated record. The transcript is spliced from 9 exons. Lineage: Eukaryota; Metazoa; Chordata; Actinopteri; Syngnathiformes; Syngnathidae. Gene Ontology annotation, cellular component: cytoplasm; nucleoplasm. Bases 76 to 1026 code for a protein of 316 amino acids. Gene Ontology annotation, molecular function: ubiquitin protein ligase activity.